This is a messenger RNA of Gigantopelta aegis, 2334 nucleotides long. Its product is annotated as gamma-aminobutyric acid type B receptor subunit 2-like. The transcript is spliced from 16 exons. The record is from RefSeq and is a predicted model, not a curated record. Bases 1 to 2154 code for a protein of 717 amino acids. Gene Ontology annotation, biological process: G protein-coupled receptor signaling pathway; gamma-aminobutyric acid signaling pathway. Lineage: Eukaryota; Metazoa; Mollusca; Gastropoda; Neomphalida; Peltospiridae. Gene Ontology annotation, cellular component: G protein-coupled receptor heterodimeric complex; membrane. Gene Ontology annotation, molecular function: G protein-coupled GABA receptor activity.
AUGUCGGGAGUUGUGGGUAAUUACAACGCAACCAUCAAGUUGGCCAACUCCGUCGUGACCGUUGUCAACGAUUCUCAAGAGGAACAAAGCAUCCCACCAGAGAAACCUUCUUGGGAAAAGUGUGACGCGGGCAGCAGUCUGGAUGUUUUGUACCACCACCUCUACACGUCGCCGGUGAAGCUGAUGGUUAUAGGGGGUGCGUGCUCGCCGGUGUCCGAGGCAACAGCACAGGUGUCGUUUAGGUGGAAUCUCGUACAGAUUUCACAUUUAUCUUCCUCCCCUUCACUGUCAAACAAAGAUCGCUUCAAGAGGUUUUUCCGGAUAAUAUCUCCGGCCACUCACGUGAACCCUCCGCGAAUUCAUAUGAUGAAGUAUUUCGGGUGGAAGAAGAUAUCGACCGUCCACCAGGCAAUAGAACUUUUCUCUGAGCCGGUAUACGACAUGUUCAAACUGAUGAAGAAGGAGGGAAUAGACAUUGUUAGAUCUGAAAUCAUCACCACCAGUGACGUAUCACAACAGGUUCGAAAUUUAAAGGAGAAUGGUGCAAGGAUUGUUCUAGGCGAUUUCUACGAAGACAUUGCACGAAAAGUAUUUUGUGAGGCUUACAAAAUCGACUUCUACGGGCCCCGCAUUGUGUGGAUCUUGAACGGCUGGUACUCGCAGACGUGGUGGAACACCUCGGACAGCACCAUCACCUGCACCGCCCAGCAGAUCCUCAGCGUCAUCAACGGCUACAUCGCCGUCGACCGCCUCUGGGUGAACAGCAAGCCCGAGGUGACGGUCUCGGGCUACACGCCCCAGGAGAUUCAGACCGUGUACCUCAACCACAGCGCCGCCAACAUGGUGUCGGCGGGACUGCAGCAGGGACUGAUGGCUUACGACGCGCUGUGGGCCGCCGCCCUCGCCAUCAACAGGACCAUCACAGAUCUACAGGAUCUCGGAGGCACAAAGACAAUUGCAAAUUUCACCUAUGACGAUGAAUUGAUGGGCCAGCUACUAUUAAACAACACGAAGAAAACGGACUUCUACGGAACCAGCGGUCACCUGAGAUUUGACGAACAGGGAGAUCCUACCAGCCGCUUCAAAAUCGACGUUUUCAGAGACGGCGACAGGAAAGUAGUAGGGCUGUUCGACCCGGAUCUCCAGACAGACAUCCAGAUAGAAUGGGAGGUGCAGGAUGUAGCUGCAGUAUUCUGGAAAGAUGGCCGGAUACCAACAGAUUCCAUCCGCUUGAUUCUACGCACUGACACCCUGUCCGUGAUUCUCUACAUCCUGGUAUGCGGUACUGCGGGAAUUGGCGCUCUGCUCACAUGUUGCUUUCUCGUGUUUAGUUUCGUAUUCAGGGGGAAACGGGUGGUGAAGAUGUCGUCCCCUCUUCUUAACGUGAUGACAUUGAUCGGCUGUCUGCUCCUGUAUGGCUCAGUGUUUCUGGAGAACACACGCACUCUAACAAACGUCUUCACGUGUCAGGCAAAAGCUGUAUCUCUCACGGUUGGGUUUUCAUUAACGUUUGGAGCACUGUUUGCGAAAACGUGGCGUGUGUAUAGAAUAUUUACGACAGGUGCUAAACAGAAAACGAACAUCCAAGACUUCAAACUGAUAGUCUCCGUGUGUUCCCUGGCAGCUGUCAACUUAAUGGCGAUCACUGUCUGGUUUGUCAUCGAUCCCAUGGAGAUAGUGUCGUAUGACCUCGAACCAGAGAUUUAUUUUGAAGCAGACAUCGAAAUUCGGCGCAAAGUUCAGAAAUGUGAGUCGCCCAACCAGAUUUACUACCUGUCGACGUUAUUUGCAAUACAAGGCAUUCUCCUGCUACUGGGAACCUUUCUAGCCUUACAGACGAGAAACGUGAAAGUGGACGGACUGAACGACUCCAAGAUGAUCGGGGUUUGCAUCUACAACGUGAUCGUGUUGAGCACGCUGGGGGUGAUCAUGACGCUGACGCUGAAGUACCAAGUCAACCUCAACUACGGCAUCACCUCCUCCGUCAUCAUCAUCGGAACCACCAUCACUCAGUGCCUUAUUGUCGUGCCUAAGAUGAUGGCGUACUGGAACAGCAGGAAUGCUGUUGGUGACCAGAUGACCGAGGCACGAUCUACUAUGUCCGCUACUGUGUCGAGAAUCUCCACUAUACACGAGAUGCAACCCCAGACUUGACUCUUACAACAGUUUCAACCAAAGCCAGUAUUACACAGUGUCGGGACCAUCGCUUAUUCGACAAAUACAAAACUUUGGUCUAAAUCUGAAAAAAACAACUCGUACUUAAGUUGCCGACCUCAUGCGAAACUAAAACUGACCUAUUGUAAACGGAAAUGCAUUAAAAAAACGCGCACAACA